GUUUCACAAGAAUUCCAAAAUGUAAUGAUUGCUCUUGGUGAAUUCAUGAAUGUUCAAUGUCAUGCCUGUAUUGGUGGACGAAAUUUGGGAGAAGAUAUUCGUAAACUAGAUUAUGGCCAACAUGUUGUCGCCGGAACACCAGGUCGUGUGUUCGAUAUGAUUCGACGUCGUAAUCUUCGAACACGAUCCAUCAAAUUAUUGGUAUUGGAUGAAGCUGAUGAAAUGCUGAACAAAGGAUUCAAAGAACAAAUCUAUGAUAUGUAUCGUUAUCUUCCACCAUACACUCAGGUUGUAUUAUUUUCCGCUACAUUGCCACAUGAAAUUCUUGAAAUUACAUCGAAAUUCAUGAAAGAUCCGAUUCGUAUUCUGGUUAAACGUGAUGAAUUGACACUGGAUGGUAUAAAACAGUUUUUCGUUGCUGUCGAACAUGAAGAAUGGAAAUUCGAUACAUUAUGCGAUCUAUAUGAUACGUUAACCAUAACACAGGCCGUCAUUUUCUGUAACACUAAACGUAAGGUCGAUUGGUUGACCGAAAAGAUGAAAGAGGCAAAUUUUACUGUUUCAUCAACGCAUGGCGAUAUGCCGCAAAAAGAACGUGAUUCAAUCAUGAAAGAAUUUCGUCAAGGCAAAAGUCGUGUAUUGAUUACCACUGAUGUAUGGGCUCGUGGUAUUGAUGUUCAACAAGUAUCAUUAGUCAUCAAUUAUGAUCUCCCAAAUAAUCGUGAGCAAUAUAUCCAUCGAAUUGGUCGAUCUGGUCGUUUUGGUAGGAAAGGUGUGGCAAUAAAUUUUGUCAAAUCGGAUGAAAUCCAUAUUUUACGAGAUAUUGAACAAUAUUAUUCCACACAAAUCGAUGAAAUGCCAAUGAAUGUAGCCGAUUUAAUCUGAAAACAAAAAUAAUCCUUUAUCAUAAUCAACAACAACAUUCAU
Molecule: messenger RNA, 927 nt
Organism: Dermatophagoides pteronyssinus (European house dust mite)
Lineage: Eukaryota; Metazoa; Arthropoda; Arachnida; Sarcoptiformes; Pyroglyphidae
Product: eukaryotic initiation factor 4A-III
Source: RefSeq, a predicted model, not a curated record